UUCGUCAUGUCCCUUUUCCAAAAUCUCGCAGAUUUUCCGGAGCUUUUGCCCGUAAAUCGCAAUUUUUAUACCGAAACAUCACGAACAGCAGAAGAAUCAACCUUACCUCAGAGAGUUUUUUGCUGUCCAGUUUGCCGAUCUCGCUUUUUGCAUCUGACUUCCUUCAUCGUUUGCUGUGCAAAUCAUUUGCCUUUCCCGAUUGACUUGAAUGGACCAACUGAUGAAUUGGAGAGGGAUUUCACUCUUUUAGACGUAAAACCUGAGACUUCCGAAGGAUACGAAGCACUUUACACGCAGCAACGUUCAACAAAAAUUUGCAGGGAGAGCUCGGAAGAAACUGAAUUUCUUGUUAAAAAAUUAAAAAUUAUCGUAGAAAAAUUAUAUUUGCCUGGAAUUCUGAAAAAUGAUUGGAUUUACGUGCCAAAACGGAUGAAAAAAGACAUUUCUUGGAUUUCUGAAGACCAAAUCAAGACAGAAUCGAUCUCGAGUAACAACAACAAUGAUUUUGAUGAUAAAUUUUCAGAAAUUGACUGUCCGAAAGUCGAAACUACAGACACUAAAGAGGCAAAUUCGUACUUUAUUAAACAAGAAGAAAUUCCGAAUAUUCCCCAAUUUCAAGGAUCAAAAUACAUUUUUGGAGUUUACAGCGAACGAAGGUACAAAAAGAUCAAGGAAUCGAAGAAAAAUGGAAAAAUUUCACGGAGAAAAGUGAAAAAAGAAGAAUUAACUGAGGAAGAAGACGAGUCACAAAAUUUCUUGCGCCCAAAGAAAAAUUAUUAUAAAGAUGAGGCCAAAACUUGUAAGAUUUGCGGCAAAACGAGGACAAAGUCAAAUAUUCGGAGGCAUGUUGCUGGUCACUGUGCUGAAGAAGACGAUCUUGACUGCAAAAUUUGCUUCGCUACACAAACAGCUCCCAACAAACUGCGGGAACAUUAUUCGCGCGUGCAUCAAGUCAAAUUCCGCGAAUAUCUCUACAACAUGCAAAAGGAAAAAAUGCAAAAUGGCUCAAUUUCUACAGAUUCUGUCACCUGCACCGUUUGUUACACCAACAUGAAAUCCGAAUCCGACUUGAAAUAUCAUUACGAAAUGCUUCACAGCUACAAAGAAGGCGGCGGCAAAAGCAAAGGAACCUUAGAAUGCAACAUUUGUGGAAAAACUUUCGCCGCAGUACAAAACCGAAAUUUGCACAUAAGACGCAUUCACAAGCAAAUUCCCGAUGGUUCAGUCUUUUGUCAUUAUUGCGGAAAGGAUUUUGUGACGAAAGGUUUCCUUUUGAGCCAUUUCCGGAAUUUACAUUUCGACGAAAAGGGCGAAUUUAAAAACUCCGGCGGUCAAACCACGAAAAAAAGGUAUAAACAUCCUCCGAAACAGGCAAAUACCGAGGAAAUUGCGAAACAUUACAUGCAUUAUAAAGUGCACUCGAUUUGUGAAAUUUGUGGCUUAAUUAAGGAGUCGAGAUUUGCUCUCAUGAGGCAUCGAUACGAAAAACACGGAGUCGUUGAUUCGGGUUAUUCUAAAAUUAUUGAUCGUGAUCGCGAAGAAAAUGAUUGCUCGGUUUGUGGAAAACAUUUUACGUCGCUGAGGAAAUGGAAAGAUCACGAAAAAUAUCAUCAAAAGGAACAAGCUAACUUGUUUUGUCAAGUUUGUGGAGCAAAGUGCAAGACAAUAACAUAUCUGAAGUCUCACAUGUUACGCCAUGGAGAAAAACAAUUUGUCUGUGAUUUCGAAGGAUGCGGAAAAUCGUUCGCCUAA
Messenger RNA from Culicoides brevitarsis, 1752 nucleotides. RefSeq names its product zinc finger protein 780A-like. The transcript is spliced from 5 exons. Gene Ontology annotation, molecular function: chromatin insulator sequence binding. The record is from RefSeq and is a predicted model, not a curated record. Lineage: Eukaryota; Metazoa; Arthropoda; Insecta; Diptera; Ceratopogonidae. The coding region runs from base 7 to 1752 and encodes 581 amino acids. Gene Ontology annotation, cellular component: chromosome. Gene Ontology annotation, biological process: regulation of transcription by RNA polymerase II.